Molecule: messenger RNA, 453 nt
Organism: Procambarus clarkii (red swamp crayfish)
Lineage: Eukaryota; Metazoa; Arthropoda; Malacostraca; Decapoda; Cambaridae
Product: balbiani ring protein 1-like
Source: RefSeq, a predicted model, not a curated record
AUGAAGCCUCGUCCUGAAGCUUACCCCAGCAUCAUGAAGCCUCGUCCUGAAGCUUACCCCAGCAUCAUGAAGCUCCGCCCUGAAGCUUACCCCAGCAUCAUGAAGCUCCGCCCUGAAGCUUACCCCAGCAUCAUGAAGCUCCGCCCUGAAGCUUACCCCAGCAUCGUGAAGCCCCGUCCUGAAGCUUACCCCAGCAUCAUGAAGUCCCGACCUGAAGCUUACCCCAGCAUCAUGAAGCCUCGUACUGAAGCUUACCCCAGCAUCAUGAAGCCUCGUCCUGAAGCUUACCCCAGCAUCAUGAAGUCCCGCCCUGAAGCUUACCCCAGCAUCAUGAAGCCUCGUCCUGAAGCUUACCCCAGCAUCAUGAAGCCCCGUCCUGUAGCUUACCACAGCAUCAUGAAGCCUCGUCCUGAAGCUUACCCCAGCAUCCUGAAGCUUACCCCAGCAUCAUGA